GCUGAGCAUCCAGCUAUAAACCCAGCCGGUGCAUCAGUGCCCUCAGAAGCCUCAGACUCCCUCUACAGCAUCUGUGGACCCAGCCUUAGGUUACUCCAGGAUGUCCGACACUGAAGAGCAGGAAUAUGAGGAGGAGCAGGCAGAAGAUGAGGAGGCUGCGGAGGAGGAGGAAGCCUCCGAGGAGCCGGAGCCGGUGGCAGAGCGAGAGGAGCGCCCCAAACCAAGCCGUCCUGUGGUGCCUCCUUUGAUCCCCCCGAAGAUUCCAGAAGGGGAGCGUGUGGACUUCGAUGACAUCCACCGGAAGCGCAUGGAGAAAGACCUGCUGGAGCUGCAGACCCUCAUUGACGUACACUUUGAGCAGCGGAAGAAGGAGGAGGAGGAGCUCAUUGCACUGAAAGACCGCAUCGAGCGGCGCCGUGCAGAAAGAGCUGAGCAGCAGCGCUUCAGAACCGAGAAGGAGCGAGAGCGCCAGGCCAAGCUGGCGGAGGAGAAGAUGCGGAAGGAGGAGGAAGAGGCAAAGAAGCGUGCAGAGGAUGAUGCCAAAAAGAAGAAGGUUCUGUCCAACAUGGGGGCCCAUUUUGGGGGUUACCUGGUCAAGGCAGAACAGAAGCGUGGGAAGCGUCAGACAGGUCGGGAGAUGAAGCUUCGGAUCCUGUCUGAGAGGAAAAAGCCCCUGGACAUCGAUUACAUGGGAGAGGACCAGCUGCGGGAGAAGGCCCAGGAGCUGUCCAAUUGGAUCCACCAGCUGGAGUCGGAGAAAUUUGACCUGAUGGAGAAGUUGAAGCAGCAGAAAUAUGAGAUCAACGUGCUGUACAACCGAAUCAGCCACGCCCAGAAGUUCCGCAAGGGGGCAGGCAAGGGCCGAGUUGGAGGUCGCUGGAAGUGAGGCUGUGAGGACACGGCCCGCUGAGUGUCACCCGGGAGCUACUGGAGUGUGUCUCAUCUGGAAUUCAAAUAAAAGUUCCCCAGGCA
Molecule: messenger RNA, 972 nt
Organism: Nannospalax galili (Upper Galilee mountains blind mole rat)
Lineage: Eukaryota; Metazoa; Chordata; Mammalia; Rodentia; Spalacidae
Gene: Tnnt1
Product: troponin T1, slow skeletal type
Exons: 14
Coding region: 101-886 (261 amino acids)
Biological process (GO): sarcomere organization; regulation of muscle contraction; slow-twitch skeletal muscle fiber contraction
Cellular component (GO): troponin complex
Molecular function (GO): tropomyosin binding; troponin T binding
Source: RefSeq, a predicted model, not a curated record